This is a messenger RNA of Didymella exigua CBS 183.55, 1596 nucleotides long. RefSeq lists its product as uncharacterized. The transcript is spliced from 3 exons. Gene Ontology annotation, molecular function: translation elongation factor activity; RNA binding; ribosome binding. Gene Ontology annotation, biological process: positive regulation of translational termination; positive regulation of translational elongation. NCBI's taxonomy places the organism in Eukaryota, Fungi, Ascomycota, Dothideomycetes, Pleosporales, Didymellaceae. The record is from RefSeq and is a predicted model, not a curated record. The coding region runs from base 1 to 1596 and encodes 531 amino acids.
AUGGCGCCGCAGGUUCCGAUCCCCUUUAGUGUCUUCCCGUCUGCGUAUCGGAACGCGGCCAGCCAGGAGACCACCAGCACUAAGGUAGAAGGCGAAGUCAAGCUACCUGAGCCUCAAGCACACGGACGGGAAGGUCACGAAGAGACGCACGAAUCCUUCUCUGCCACCGUCCACCAGCAGCAGCAGCAGCAGCCCGUUCGCGAGACUCACGUCAAGGAAGAGGUCCGCAUCUACGAGGAAGAGCGCCGCCGCCCUCAGCAGCAGCCCGUUCGCGAAGAAGUCCACGUCCACGAGGAGACUCGCUACCGCCCCCAGCAGCCGCCUGUCCGCGAAGAAGUCCACAUCCACGAGGAGACUCGCUACCGCCAGCCCGAGCGCACGCAAUCUCAAUCUCAUUUCGAGCGCCAGUCCCAGCACGAGUCUCGCCAAUUUGACCGCUUCCCGCCCCAACCUUCUCACUCCCACACCCACAUCGACAUCAAGGACCGCACCUACGACAGUCACUUCAACACUGUCCACGGCCCUGCCACCGACUACGCACCUACUCAGAUUGACGUUUCCGAGCGUCAAUUCCGUGAGCGCACCAGCCCCAUCGUCGAGGACUCUCGCUCAGGUUACACCCGCGAGACCUUCACUGCCAAGCACCAGGACAACGUCGACCAGCGUUACCCUGAGGUUCGAGUAGAGACUUCUGCUCGUUCCACCGCCGAGCCCUCCAAGCACCACCGCCUGUCCAUGGGAUAUUACGACAACGAAGGUCAAUACCACUCGUUCCGUGACGCCGCCCACAACGCCGCACACAAGGUCGCCCACAAGGUCGCUGAGCGUGUAGCCCACCCCAUCCAUCCCCACCGUCACCACCACCACCACUCCGAAUCCCACGCCGCCGGAAAGUACUCCGACGUCAAGGAAGAGAUCGUCGUAAAGGAGAAGAUCACCACCAGUGCUGCUCCUUCCCACGUCUCCUCUAUCCCUGCUCCCGCUCCCUCGCGUGUAGCAGCCUCCCACGUCUCUGCCGCCCCCGCUCCUCUUCCCAGCCGCCCCGUCUCGUACGGAGCUCCUGUCCAGAGGUCUCGUGCUUCAGCCACCCCUUACAUUCCUACACCUUACGUUCCCGCCGCUCCCGCGACAGCACGUAAGAUGGCUUCCGCCAGCACCAUCACUAUCCCAUGCCACCACAUCCGCAUUGGCGAUCUCCUGAUCCUCCAGGGCCGCCCUUGUCAGGUCAUCCGCAUCACCACCUCGUCGCAGACUGGCCAGCACCGUUACCUCGGUGUUGACCUCUUCACCAAGCAGCUCCACGAGGAGUCCUCCUUCAUCUCCAACCCCGCUCCCUCGGUUGUUGUCCAGAAUAUGCUUGGCCCUGUCUUCAAGCAGUACCGCGUUCUCGACAUCCGCGAAGACGGCCGCGUUGUUGCCAUGACCGAGUCUGGUGACGUCAAGCAGGGUCUUCCCGUCCUUGACCAGAGCGGUCUUGGUUCGCGCCUUGCCGAGUCCUUCGACAACGGCCGUGGCUCCGUCCGCAUCCUCGUCAUCAACGACGAUGGCCUUGAGAUGGCUGUCGACUACAAGGUGGUCCACGGCUCCAGGCUGUAA